AUGAAGAGCAAGAGAAGCAGAACUAGCGAAGGAGAGAGGCACAUCGUUAGAGAGGACCCGUGUUCAUCACUCCGCUUCCGCCUCUGCGCGAAGCCGUUUACGCAGGGCCUGCAUGUUUGCCAUGCCACUCACGGUCACGGUGUUCGCCAGCCCCAGCACGGCGCCGCAGCGCACGGAGAAGCCCUCGUCGCCGUAGCCCUCCACCCAGCCCCCGCGCGUCGGCGGCGGGUCCGUCGGCAGCUCCGGGAGACGGCCGCCGCGGUCCCAGCCCUGAUUCGUCAAGUGGUACAGCACAACCCUCAGGUACCGCCGCCCAAACGGAGUCUCCUCAAUCUCCUUCUUCACCGCCGCCACAACGCCUUCCUCCCUCUCCUCCUCCGCCGUCUCGCUCUUCACGCCGCCUGA
Molecule: messenger RNA, 405 nt
Organism: Trypanosoma conorhini
Lineage: Eukaryota; Euglenozoa; Kinetoplastea; Trypanosomatida; Trypanosomatidae
Exons: 1
Coding region: 1-405 (134 amino acids)
Source: RefSeq, a predicted model, not a curated record